Molecule: messenger RNA, 2522 nt
Organism: Cynocephalus volans (Philippine flying lemur)
Lineage: Eukaryota; Metazoa; Chordata; Mammalia; Dermoptera; Cynocephalidae
Gene: CDR2
Product: cerebellar degeneration related protein 2
Exons: 5
Coding region: 184-1527 (447 amino acids)
Source: RefSeq, a predicted model, not a curated record
GCCGGCCGUUGGAGCGGCAGGGCCGUGGGGCCGGGCAGCAGGGCCGGCGGGCGGCUGUGAGGCGGUGGCGCGUCCCGCCCGAGGGCGGCUCUGGCCGAGCGCGGAGGGGCCGGGGGAGUGCCCGGGACGGCGGCCGAGGUGGGUGGGCGGCGGCGCGCGCUGCCCGCGGGGGACCCGGCUGAGAUGCUGGCGGAAAACCCGGUGGAGGAGUUCGAGGUGAAGGAGGACGAGCCGUGGUACGACCACCAGGACCUGCAUCAGGAUCUCCAACUUGCGGCUGAGCUUGGGAAGACAUUACUGGAUCGGAACACAGAGUUGGAGGAGUCUCUUCAGCAGAUGUACACAACCAAUCAGGAGCAGUUACAGGAAAUUGAGUAUCUGACCAAGCAGGUGGAGCUUCUGCGGCAGAUGAAUGAACAGCACGCAAAGGUUUACGAGCAAUUAGAUGUCACAGCAAGGGAGCUGGAGGAAACAAAUCAGAAGCUAGCUGCUGACAGCAAGGCCUCACAGCAAAAGAUUCUGAGCCUGACUGAAACAAUUGAAUGUCUACAAACCAACAUCGAUCACCUCCAGAGCCAAGUGGAGGAGCUGAAAUCAUCUUGCCAAAGGAGAAGGAGCCCAGGAAAAUGCGGCCAGGAGAAUUCCGUGCCCAGCUUUGCAUGUCUGAAAGAGCUGUAUGACCUCCGCCAACACUUCGUGUAUGACCAUGUAUUUGCGGAGAAGAUCACUUCCUUACAAAGUCAGCAAAGCCCUGAUGAAGAGGAAAAUGAGCACCUGAAGAAAACAGUGACAGUGCUGCAGGCUCAGCUGAGCCUGGAGCGGCAGAAGCGGGUGACCAUGGAGGAGGAAUACGAGCUUGUGCUGAAGGAGAACAGUGAACUGGAACAGCAGCUGGGGGCCACAGACGCCUACCGAGCCCGGGCACUGGAACUGGAGGCAGAGGUGGCGGAGAUGCGGCAGAUGUUGCAAUCAGAGCAUCCUUUUGUGAAUGGGUGCGAAAAGCUGGUGCCAGACUCUCUGUUUGUUCCUUUCAAAGAGCCCAGCCAGAGCCUGCUGGAGGAGAUGUUCCUGACUGUGCCAGAGGCACAGAGAAAACCUCUCAAGCGCAGUAGCAGUGAGACAGUCCUAAGCAGCUUGGCAGGGGGUGACAUCGUGAUGGGUCAUGAGGAGACCUGCAUCAGGAGGGCCAGGGCUGUGAAGCAGAGGGGCACCUCCCUUCUGCACGAAGUGGACACUCAGUACAGUGCCCUGAAGGUGAAGUACGAGGAGCUGCUGAAGAAGUGCCAGCAGGGACAGGGCUCCCUGUCACACAAGGCCGUGCAGACCCCCAGGGCUCCAGCCAGGGACAUGAUUGGGUUGGAGCCUGAACCAGCCUCUGUCACCCCAGAGCCCAUCGGCUUCCCCACCCCGACAACACCUCCUGAAUACAAAGCGCUGUUUAAGGAGAUCUUCAGCUGCAUCAAGAAGACUAAGCAAGAAAUAGAUGAACAGAGAAGAAAAUACCGGCCCCUCCCCGCUCAUUCCUAAUUGAACCUCCAGCUCUACCACCAAUUCGCUGGUCCCUCUCACCCCUCUCUCAUUCAGACCAGCGUCUGUACACUCCAAAGCCUGAUGUUGCUCAUGAUGUUUGCCUCCUUCCUUUACUUAUGCAGCAGAUGCAUACAGCCAGGAAAGGAGGUGGCCACUGGUGCAAAUCUACAGUCCAGUUCCAUUUAAGCUCCCCAGGAAAUCCUGUGACAAACUGGCUUCUGGCUGGCGCACUAAUUAGGCUUCACUUCUAGAAAAGCCCCAGAACCAGUGGACGGGAGAUCCAUGCUCCUGGAAAAGAAGGCCUGCAGCUGCUGGGGGGAAGAGCAGAGUGGGAGCAAAGCUAAGGCCAUUCCUCUUGCUCCCUCGCCCAGCUUCUUAGAACUGUGCAGAAGCCAGAGGGCUGCCAAGCUAACAUGACUUUUGCACUCUAUGUUGGAUACUGUGAAUUCUUUAAGAAGAAUGUUCAGGAGAAAGCAGGGGUCUAAUCCAAAGUAAAUGGCAUUAACAAGUACUGGGAGCCCUCAAGCUUUGUUAAUCACCAGUUGAACUGUGACUGACAGAUAGUCCUAAUAUAUCUAAAUCCAAUUGAAUACCAAAUUGAAACGGCAAGCUUUGGUUUGAUCAAAGUUAGCCUGUGAGCAUACACCCUAGAGGGCCUCCACCCCCACAUGCAAGUGUUUUUACUCAGAGCUAUAGCCUUUAGAUAGGUGAAUAUGUACAUCUUUAAUUCCUUUCUCAAAUUCAAACCAAAGGGGAAAGAUCAGAGCCCUUCCUCCUGUGAGGUCUGAGCUGGCUUGGCUGACUUGCUGGCCACAAGCUGCUGCUGCUCAGUUCUUAUCGUUCUGUAAAUGUUGUUGACUUGCUGCAGAAAUUCCUGUCUACUACUUCAUUAAGCAGUGUUGAUGUUCUGACUGAGGAAAUAUCCUCUCACUUUUUCAUACUUUUAAUUUAAAACUAUUUAAGAGAACCAAGGUUCUGAUUAUUGUGUAUAU